CUAAUUCAAACUAGUAGUAGUUUUUUCCCUUGGUUAGGACGGUGCUAACUCUUGUACAAUUAGCACCAUAACUUCUUGUACCACCUAAAAAUUGUACCCCAUAUAUUUCUUGUGUUGGCCCAUCAAUAAUAACCGCCAAUUUCCACUUUUUUUUUUCCAUUGAUCGGGAAUGAAAUAGAUAUUACAGGACGUUAGAUAACCAGACGCGACAUUCGACACAAUAUCGAGCUGUCGAUGAAAGGGCAUUAGAAGCCACUAAGUGGGCAGCCCUGUAGUACAACCUCGGCGUAAAAGUACAAAUAAAGAAAUUAAAAGACACAGACGCCAAACAAAUCUCUUUCAAUAUCGCUCCACCUGUCGCAUGCGCCACAUCACGAGAUUGCAUCAUAAUGGAUGGAUGCUUGUAUGGUCAAGGGAAAACUACGUGCCCCUGCAAAAACAAACAAACACACAAGCGCCCAUACUGUAGGACAACUAAACUCCACCGAAUGGACUUAAACAAGCCAUUGAGACUUAGUCGGAUACUCCUAAUCAAAAGCUAACAAUGUCAAAAGAAUAACAGUUUCUAAUACUUUUUUUUACAGAAAAGUUAAUGAAAAGUUUAAAUAUACGAGCAGUUAAGGAAAAUAAAAUUAAAAGAUUUUAGAAUUAUAUUUUUGGAAAUAAAUACAUAUUAAAAUAAGGAGGAAAGAGAAAGAACAAGCGUAUCUGAAACGGAUCGCAGUUGGAAUCGCCUCUGGAUUUGUAACCGUUGCUCUGGAAUUGUAACCGUCGGAUCCCAAAACUGAAGCCUCCUACAGUGUAACUGCCGGCCGUCGGGAUUCGCGUCGUCGGAAGCAAACUUCGAACGCUCGACGGCGGUGGAGGCCUUCCGAACAUACACCUUCCGAUCUCCUUUUACUCACUGGCAGAAACCCCCAUCUUAUCCCCUCCCGAAUUCGUAAAUCCACGAUAACUAGGAUCGAAACAGCAAUGGCGUCGCCUUUCCAGGUGAACUCCAACGCUUUGUUCCUCUGCGGCACCGCCGACGCCGAGGGAGCCAUCGCGGUGGUGAACACCGUCACUGAUCUCCAUUCCGCUGCCUGCCCCUCCGAUCAGUGGAGCAUCGUCGCCGCCGCCGUAACCGAAACCUCCACCUUCACCUUGCAAUCGAUUGCACCUUGGAGUUCAGACUUGUCCGCUUUAGAAGCUUUGAGGGCGCGCACUGCGUUGCCCUGAGCAUCGAUUGCAGAUUGCUUCUGCCAGAGCUCUGCGGAGUGAUUCCUCGGAGACUGCGUCCAUCACCAGACUGGGAUGGUUGACAUCUCACUACAAAAAAAAUGGUCUAUGGCAAGGGUUAUUUUUGUCUAUAGCAAGGGUUAUUGCAAUCCUUGGAUGAACCCUUGGCAAAGCUACCCCUGCUACGUGUAGCAAGGGUUUUGAGUGACCCUUGGUGGAAGUCCUAUGCAAGGGUUGUACCAAGGGUUUAAAACCCUUGCUAUACUUAACUACAAUUAAAAGGGAACUAUGGUCCCAUAACUUCCAUUUAGCAAGGGUUUUUAACCCUUGCUACGUGAACAUCUUUCGUGACGACAUUCUUGUUACUAAAAUGAAGACAUUCCGUCACCAAUGUCAAGGUAUUUUCGUCACUAAAAAUCCUUGCUACAUUAACAUCUUUCGUGACGACAUUCUUGUUACUAAAAUGAAGACAGCUGUCACCAAUGUCAAAUACUUCAAUAAAUUGUAAUAUUCUUG
This is a messenger RNA of Linum trigynum, 1734 nucleotides long. The record is from the annotation of a GenBank genome assembly. Lineage: Eukaryota; Viridiplantae; Streptophyta; Magnoliopsida; Malpighiales; Linaceae.